Messenger RNA from Juglans microcarpa x Juglans regia, 1542 nucleotides. RefSeq names its product WAT1-related protein At4g08300-like. The coding region runs from base 61 to 1260 and encodes 399 amino acids. Gene Ontology annotation, cellular component: plasma membrane. The record is from RefSeq and is a predicted model, not a curated record. Gene Ontology annotation, molecular function: transmembrane transporter activity. The transcript is spliced from 7 exons. NCBI's taxonomy places the organism in Eukaryota, Viridiplantae, Streptophyta, Magnoliopsida, Fagales, Juglandaceae.
GAUAUAUAGAUCAGAGAGAAGCGAUUGAGAGAGUGUGUGUGUGUAUCAGACUUCAAAGAGAUGGAAGACAAAAGGGCUGCGGGUGCCAUGUCUUGCCGAGCACUAAGAAAGGCGAAACCUUACUUGGCCAUGGUCUCCUUGCAGUUUGGAUUUGCAGGAAUGUACAUCGUCUCCAUGGUCUCUUUGAAGCGAGGCUUGAGUCACUACGUCCUUGCAACUUACCGUCACGUAGUUGCCACGAUAUUGAUUGCUCCCUUUGCAGUUGUUUUUGAAAGGAAAAUACGACCAAAAAUGACUCUGCCGACCUUCCUAAGAAUUGUGGCGCUCGGUUUCUUGGAGCCGGUGCUCGAUCAGAACUUCUAUUAUCAGGGAAUGAAGAUCACCUCAGCAGCAUUUGCAUCUGCCGCUAUCAAUAUGCUCCCCGCCAUAGCCUUCAUAAUGGCGAUCAUGUUCAGGUUAGAGACCGUGAAUUUCAAGAAGUUACAUAGUGUAGCGAAGGUGGUGGGCACAGUAAUCACGGUCAUGGGAGCCAUGGUCAUGACUUUGUACAAAGGCCCCAUCAUCGAUUUCAUAAAGGGGAGAGGACAGAGCCACCACAAAACCAGCACCCAGUCCUCCGUGGAUGAUCAGCAUUUCGUCACCGGCACCUUAAUGCUCCUAGCCAGUAGCAGCAGCUGGGCCGGUUUCUUCAUAUUGCAAUCGUUUACGUUGAAGAAGUACCCGGCUGAGCUGUCUCUCACAGCAUUGAUAUGCUUAAUGGGCAUGGUGGAAGGUGCAAUCGUGACGCUUGUGAUGGAACGUGACCUCACUGUCUGGGCUAUCGGCUGGGAUUCUAGGCUCAUUGCCCCUGUUUACUCUGGGGUAGUUUGCUCUGGAAUCGCAUAUUAUGUACAAGGAGUUGUAAACAGGGAACGAGGCCCUGUGUUCGUCACGACUUUCAGUCCACUGUGCAUGAUCAUCACUGCCGUUCUAGGCCUCAUCGUUUUAGCCGAGCAAAUCCACCUUGGAAGUGUCAUUGGAGCCAUUGUCAUAGUACUGGGGCUUUACACAGUGGUGUGGGGUAAAAGCAAAGAUAUUCUUCCAAACUCAAAAGGUAUCGUAGCCGAUGAGAAAGGAACCUCCCAGGAGUUGCCAAUCACAGUCGACAUGACCAGUGCUAAUAGAUCAUCAUCAAUCGCCAGUAUUGAUCACAUCAACAAAGAUGUAGUUGCCGGGGUGUCAAAGAUUCCAGCAGCAUUAACAGUCGACCCCCAUCGCUAGGGACGUUCUUUAAUAUGAGAGAGUGAUCUUUAAUUAUUUACAAAUCAUGAUGACUCUUUCUGAUCUUUGUCUCCAAGUACUAGGACUCGUAGAUGCAUGCAUAUAUAUUGCGCGCGCUCGCUUUAAAUAUACAUGUAUGUUUUGAAUUUUGAAGUUCGUCGAGAUCGAUUAUAGAUUACGAUCGAUGUGAGACAUGAAUAUAAGAGAGUAUAUAUAACUAUUAUAUAUGAUAUUGUGCCCUGAGGUUUGGAUACUCCAUUUUCUUUUUAUCCUACUUUUGUU